UUCCUGUUAUUUAUAACCUCUGAAGGCAGAAGAGAAAAAUCAGAGUCUGCUUACUCAGAGGAGCAACAAACAAUGGAUCCCAAAAGCCAGAGGGUGAAGCUUAAUGAUGGCCACUUCACUCCUGUCCUGGGAUUUGGAACCUAUGCACCUGAGGAGGUUCCUAAGAGUGAAGCCCUGGAGGCCACCAAAUUUGCUAUAGAGGUUGGGUUCCGCCAUGUGGACAGUGCUCAUUUGUAUCAAAAUGAGGAGCAGGUUGGCCAGGCCAUUCGAAGCAAGAUUGCAGAUGGCACUGUGAGGAGAGAAGACAUAUUCUACACUUCAAAGCUUUGGUGCAAUUCCCUUCAACCAGAGUUGGUCCGACCAGCCUUGGAAAAGUCAUUGCAAAAUCUUCAACUGGACUAUGUCGAUCUCUAUAUUAUUCAUUCUCCAGUGUCUCUGAAGCCAGGGAAUAAAUUUGUUCCAAAAGAUGAAAGUGGAAAACUGAUAUUUGACUCGGUGGAUCUCUGUCAAACGUGGGAGGCCCUGGAGAAGUGUAAGGACGCAGGGCUGACCAAGUCCAUUGGGGUGUCCAACUUCAACCACAAGCAGCUGGAGAAGAUCCUGAACAAGCCGGGGCUCAAGUACAAGCCCGUCUGCAACCAGCCCGCCAGGCUCCUCUGUCCAUGGCAUUCUCCAGACAAGAAUACUGGAGUGGAUUGCCAUGCCCUCCUCCAGGGCAUCUUCCUGACCCAGGGAUCAAACCUGCAUCUCUCACAUUGGCAGGGGGGUUCUUUACAACUAGCACCACCUGGGAAGCCUCCACACUUAUUCCUACAAGACAGGGUGGAAUGUCACCCUUACCUCAACCAGAGCAAACUGUUAGAGUUCUGCAAGUCACAUGAUAUAGUCCUAGUUGCUUAUGCUGCUCUGGGAGCCCAACUAUUGUCAGAAUGGGUGAACUCAAACAACCCCGUUCUCUUGGAGGACACGGUUCUUUGUGCCAUUGCCAAAAAGCACAAGCAAACCCCAGCUCUGGUUGCCCUUCGCUACCAGAUACAACGUGGAGUUGUGGUUCUGGCCAAGAGUUUCAACAAGAAGAGGAUCAAAGAGAACAUGCAGGUGUUUGACUUUGAACUGACUCCAGAAGACAUGAAAGCAAUCGAUGGCCUCAAUCGUAAUAUAAGAUACUAUGAUUUUCAACAGGGUAUUGGUCACCCUGAGUAUCCAUUUUCUGAAGAAUAUUGACUGGAUGAGCUGUCCACCAUGCCUUCUACCUGAAUGUCUUGCUUCUAGGGCUGUGAAGAGCAUUUCUAUACUUGGUGGAGGUGUUUAAAAGAAGUGCCUGAACUUUUGAAAGCUUGUUUUUCUUUAAAAACUCUUUAUGAAAUAACCAAGAUUUCAAAUAUGUGUACUAGUUUUUCCUAACAAAAUAAUUUGAAAAAUAAAAGGGAAAAGAUAGAAAAUAAAGAUAACCUGAUUAACCCAUUUAAUAAA
Molecule: messenger RNA, 1473 nt
Organism: Bubalus bubalis (water buffalo)
Lineage: Eukaryota; Metazoa; Chordata; Mammalia; Artiodactyla; Bovidae
Product: prostaglandin F synthase 1
Exons: 10
Coding region: 73-1224 (383 amino acids)
Biological process (GO): prostaglandin metabolic process; daunorubicin metabolic process; doxorubicin metabolic process
Cellular component (GO): cytosol
Molecular function (GO): aldose reductase (NADPH) activity; ketosteroid monooxygenase activity; androsterone dehydrogenase [NAD(P)+] activity
Source: RefSeq, a predicted model, not a curated record